AUGACUCGUCCACAUAUUCUGGUAAUACCUUUUCCAGCACAAGGUCAUGUAAUUUCUUUACUUGAGCUUUCACAUUGCUUAGUGAAGCAUGGCCUCAGGGUCACGUUUGCAAACACAGAUCAUACUCACAAGCGGGUCAUCAACGCCUUGCAGGAAAAGAACUAUGUAGGAGAUGAUGAAGAAAUCCGCCUGGUAUCGAUUCCAGAUGGAUUGGAACCCUGGGAGGAUAGAAAUGAUUUAGGCAAGUUAUGUGAAUCACUUGUAAGGGUGAUGCCUGGGAAGCGGAAGGCCAUACAAGAGAUCAACAACAAAGAGGAAGAUGAAAAGAUCAUUGUUGGCGUCUCUGGCUUGUACUACCAUAUUCCAAAGCUGAUUGAUGAUGGAAUCAUUAACAAAGACGGAACUACGACUGGGGAGACAUAUGAUUCAGCUGGGGCGAAACAUUCCUACAAUCAGCAAUGCAAAUUUAUCUGGAACGUUGGCGACUUAAUCACCCAGAGGAAGAUUUUCCUACUUAUUGAGAAGGGCUCAGAAGGUAUACAAAUGGAAGCUGACUACCUGAUUUGCAACACGACGGAUGACCUUGAGCCUGAAGCAUUCAACUUGGUUCCGAAAGUUCUUCCAAUUGGACCUCUUUUAGCAAGCAACAGACAAGGAAAUUCAGAGGAUACUUCUGGCCAGAAGACUCAACUUGCUGAGAAUGGCUGGAUCAACAGCAACCUAACUCAGUCAUUUAUGUUGCAUUUGGCAGCUUCACAGUUUUAG
This is a messenger RNA of Pistacia vera, 765 nucleotides long. RefSeq names its product UDP-glycosyltransferase 83A1-like. Lineage: Eukaryota; Viridiplantae; Streptophyta; Magnoliopsida; Sapindales; Anacardiaceae. The transcript has 3 exons. Bases 1 to 765 code for a protein of 254 amino acids. The record is from RefSeq and is a predicted model, not a curated record.